Molecule: messenger RNA, 5947 nt
Organism: Ictalurus punctatus (channel catfish)
Lineage: Eukaryota; Metazoa; Chordata; Actinopteri; Siluriformes; Ictaluridae
Gene: col20a1
Product: collagen alpha-1(XIV) chain
Exons: 42
Coding region: 208-4959 (1583 amino acids)
Molecular function (GO): protein binding
Source: RefSeq, a predicted model, not a curated record
GAGAGAGAGUGUGUGUGUGUGUGUGUGUGAGAGAGAGAGAGAGAGAGAGUGUAUAUGUGUGUGUGUGUGUGUGUGUGAGAGAGAGAGAGAGAGAGAGAGAGAGAGAGUGUAUAUGUGUGUGUGUGUGUGUGUGUGUGUGUGUGAGAGAGAGAGAGAGAGAGAGAGAGAGAGAGUAUAUGUGUGUGUACUCAUCUUUCCACGUGUGGAAUGCGCAGAGAGGACAGCGGACAAAGCCGCGUUGCUUCAGGUCCAACAGUGCUUUGGUGUUCUUUAGGUCUUCUCUCACGUCUUCCUCUCUGUCCAUGUCCAAUGUCAGCCUUUGUUGGGAUAAUUCUUCUAAUACUGGCCUCUGAGGUUUCUACUCAAGGCCGAUUAAAACUGACGGUUUUGUCAGAGGACCGGCUCCAGAUGAAAUGGAAGGAGGCUGAAGGGCCAGUGCAAGGCUACAAAGUCAGAGUUAGAACAAUUUCAGAUGUUCCUGAGCCAGAGCUGAUGCUGACCACAACACGUGGUCGGGCCACUGUGGCAGGCCUCAACUCCAAACAAGAGUAUUUGCUACAAGUGCUGGCGCUGAAUGGAACUGUGGAGAAACUCAUCGCUAAAAGACGUUUCACAAUUAAUGUGCUGCGGGAGGAGGAAGAGGCCCGCAAUGGAAACCCAAAGCACAAGAGGAAGGUCCAGGCCAUUGGCUCAGGCUCUGGUGAGAUGGACGAUGCCACUGAAGUUCUGGAGUCACUGCCCACUGUUCUGUACCAGGAUCCAACCACUAUAGAACCUCCCACUAUUGCUGAUCAAGAGGAACAAGAAGUCGAAAAGGUCAAAGAUAAGAAAAAAAAGAAGAAAGACAAAAACCGUACAAAGACAAACGAUGAGAAGGUUGAUAGCAGAGGUAAACCUGCAGAGGAGGAGCACAAAGUGAGAAAAAACACCCCAGUUACAGCUGGAUCCUCUCCCAAGCCUUUCGAGUGCAGGGUCGGGGUGCAGGCUGAUCUUGUCCUGCUGGUAGAUGGCUCCUGGAGUAUUGGACGCACUAACUUCAAGAAGGUGCGGGAGUUCCUGGAGGGCCUGGUCACCCCCUUCCGCAUCGGCCCAUAUGGAGUGCAAAUUGCCCUGUCCCAAUACAGCGGAGACCCUCGCACUGAGUGGCAGCUUAAUAACUUCACAUCCAAAGAGCAGCUCCUUGAUGCUGUCCGAAACUUCCGAUACAAGGGAGGGAACACCUUCACAGGUCAGGCUCUCAUUCAUGUCCUGGAGGAGAAUUUGAAGGAAGAGGUCGGGGCCAGGUCAGAUACCCCACAAUUUCUGCUGCUUUUGACAGACGGUAAAUCUCAGGAUGAUGCCAUUGCUGCAGCCAGUAGGCUGAAGAACGCAGGAGUUGAGAUCAUCGCUGUGGGUGUAAAGAAUGCGGAUGAGGCCGAGCUGAAGCAGGUAGCGUCUGAGCCUCUGGAGCUGAAUGUGUACAACGUGAACGAUUUCCCUCUGCUCAGUAAACUGGUUGGUCGACUGGUGCGCAUCCUGUGUGGGAAAAUGGAGGAGCGCAGCAAAACAAGACGUGCGCAUCCCACUGAAGACCCAGGCCUGUCCUACCCGAGUCCCACAGACUUGCGAUACUCUGAGCUUGGUCCCAAGGAGGUGCGUUUGAGCUGGACAGGUCCGGGCAGAGUGGUGCAGCAGUACAGGGUGGUGUUCCACAGCAGUGAGGGACAGAGUCCACAGGAGGUGGUGGUGAAGGGGUCAAACUCCACAGUGAUGCUCACUGGACUGUCGUCACAGACACAGUACCACGUGUCGAUCUUUCCUGUAUAUGAGGACAAUGUGGGCUCUCCUCUGAGAGGCAUCUUCACUACAUCAAUGCUGGCCAUGCCUGAGUCUCUGGAGGUCACUGCAUCCUCUCCCAGCGGUCUCCGGGUGCGCUGGAGGCCUGCUCAUGGAGCUACUCAGUACAUGGCCCUCUAUUCAGCUCUCGCUGAUGGAGAGCCUGAUGAUGCUCAAGAGGUGAAAUUUAGAGCUGAUGAGACUGAUGUAGAGCUGCGAGACCUGAUGCCUUCUACAGACUACUCAGUCACUGUGUACGCUUUGUAUGAAGAUGAGCCAAGUGAUCCUGUCACCGCUAUCGCUACCACAUUUCCACUACCAUCUCCUCUCAGUCUGCAGUUCCCAAUGGUCAGUCACAGCACUCUUAAGGUCACAUGGGUUCCUGGGGCAGUUGAUGUUCCUGCCCAUCGUGUCACCUACAGCACAAAUCAUGGGAGUGAUGUCAAACAGGUGGAGGUGGCAGGUGUGAACACAGUCUUACUGCAGAAUCUGUCCUCUCUGUCAAAGUAUCUGGUGUCUGUGCAGUCUCUCUAUUUAAAAGGCCUCUCUACUCCCCUCACUGGUAACAUCACUACAUUAAGGGUGCCUGCUCCGUCUGAGCUUCGGGUCACUAACUACUCUGAGAACACUCUAACAGUACGCUGGGAGCCGGCUGCGGACGACGUGACCUCCUACCUGAUUAAAUGGAUCUCUCUGAGUGGAGGAGACCUGAGGCAGCUGAAAGUGAAUGGAGAGAGUGAAGGAGCCACACUGGAGGGGGUUGAGGAUGAUAAAGAAUAUCAGAUCUCACUAUCUGCCCUCUAUGCUGAUGGAGCACAAAGUGAGGCUGUGGCUAUAAGAUACAGCACCUUGUUUGGGGGAGGUCCCACUAGUGUGUCCAUCUCUGAAGAGACUGCAGUCAGUAUGCUGGUCAGCUGGGUUCCUCCUAAUGCUCAUGUGCUGCAGUACCACGUAUCCUACACUCCUUUAACUGGAGAUGCACGGGAGAACAAAGUGUUGUUGCCAGGCAGUGAAAGAAGAGUCCUUCUGCAGUCUCUUUUCCCUGACACUCGGUACAGCGUGCUGGUUACUGCUGAGUACCGCAACAGAGAGGGAGGCAGUGCCUCCGCACAGGGCAAAACCACCAGUCUACGUGUGAGCAGUGUGAGCGUGGUUCGGUCUGAUCAUUCAAGUAUCUGUGUGUCCUGGAGGCCAGUAGCAGCAAUCACUGCAUACCACAUAGUCAUCCAGGCCCUCAGAGAUAAGCAGAUAAAGGAGGAAACGGUCAAAUCAACUAGCAGCAGUCACUGUUUCAAUGAGCUACAGCCAGAGACGGUGUAUCGGAUAAGCGUGCACUCCCGCCUAGGAACAGUAGAGAGCACUGCUGUCACUAUUCUCCAUCCCACAGCUGCAGCACCAUUAAGAGCACACGUCCCUCCAAGACUACAUCCCAUACAAAAGGAAAUGUGUCCUGAGAUGACUAUCAGGAAUAGUGUGAUUAAAGGCUUUAACAUGAUGGAGGCAUUUGGUCUGACUCAGAGAGCCCACUCCACUGUGGAGGGUGUUUCAGUGGAGCCUUUUAUCUUCAGCACUAUUCCCAGCUACACCCUCUACAGAGACGUACAGCUGACCCAAAGCACAGGCUUUAUCCAUCCAGCAGGCUUUUCUCCAGAGCACACAAUCAGUUUGGCCUUCCGCCUGCUGCAAGACUCGCCCAAGGAGCCCUUUGCUCUUUGGCAGCUCACUGACAACGAUUUCCAGCCCAAAAUGGGAGUGGUGCUGGACCCUGAAAGGAAAGUGUUGCUCUACUUCAGUCUGGACUACAGAGGAGAAGUUCAGGAGCUUACUUUUGACCAGCCACAAGUCCACACUCUCUUUUAUGGCAGCUUUCACAAGAUUCACCUGUCCGUUAGUCAGGUGAGUGUAUCCCUGUCAGUGGACUGUCAGAGGGUUGGUGAGAGACCUGCCCGUCCCCUAGGAAACAUACCCACUGACGGCUUUGAGAUGCUGGGCAAGCUAGUGAGGACUCGAGGGCCACGCAGUGGCUCUGCUGCUUUCCAGCUGCAGUCAUUUGAGAUCAUAUGUAACAUUACCUGGGCCUUAGAGGACACAUGCUGUGACCUGCCCUCUCAGAGAGAUGAGGAGAGUUGCCCAGCUCUUCCAUAUGCGUGCACCUGCACUUCCAACGUCCCAGGAGCCCCUGGGGAUACAGGAUCUCCGGGGAAACCUGGUCCUCGUGGGCAGAAGGGGGAAAAAGGAGAGGGAGGCCAAAAGGGUGAAAUGGGGCCUCCUGGAAAGGCUGGACCAGAGGGUGGCUUAGGUCCUCUGGGGUCCUUGGGCCCUCGUGGUAUAACAGUGAUGGGGAAAAUAGGGCCUCCAGGAAUUCGGGGAGAGAAAGGUGAAAUGGGAAGGCCUGGGAACCAGGGUUUGCCAGGACCACCUGGCCCAAAAGGUGAAGUGGGAAAUCCAGGACCUAAGGGAACCAGAGGUGUGGAGGGUAAUAUGGGACCCCCAGGGACUACAGGGCCAAGGGGCUUCCAGGGUAUACCAGGCCACCCAGGGCCUGUUGGAGAAAGGGGGCCACUAGGACUUGUAGGGCCCUCAGGACUUCCUGGGAUUAAAGGUGAGAGAGGAGAGAAGGGAGAGCCACAGUCUCUUGCCAUCAUCUACGACCUUGUCACUCAGGCCUGUGAAAAGCUAGUGCACAACGAAGUGCUUAAGUUAGACGCCUUUCUAAAUGAGAUUCGUCGGACUCCUGUGCCUGUUGAGGAGCCUGUUGGACCUCCAGGUGAGCCUGGAAUCCCGGGUGGUAAAGGACCCCCAGGAUCCAGAGGUCCUCCGGGGCGUCAAGGAAACAGAGGGGAGUCAGGCAGACCAGGGUAUCCUGGUGAGCAGGGACGCAGGGGUUUGCCUGGCGAGAAGGGAGAUCCAGGCUCAAAUGUCCAGGGACCACCAGGAAUAAAGGGUUUUUCAGGACCUCCAGGAGAAAGCAAGAUGGGGAUACCAGGCCCUCGAGGUGAAGAUGGUAAAUCAGGUAUUCCUGGCAUUCCCGGAGCUGCAGGACAGCCAGGUGAGAUUGGCCCCCCUGGUGUGUGUGACAGCAGCGGCUGCCAUCGUGGAGGCCCUCCAGUUGCAGAGGAUCCAUACUAUGGAUACCAGCCUUGAUCCAAACAUAAGAACUAAGCAGUUACGACCAGAGAGCAACUUUCACCAGAUAUUAUAGAGACACUUCAGGAUGUCAUACUCAAAUGGGUCUGAAUGCAAGGGAGAUGAUUUUUAUCAUAUUUAUAGACCUGUUUGUUAUUCCUCAAUGUGUGAGCCUUCAGACUGGCUCCUCUUUUUUAAUGAGAUCUUCAAAACGUUUGAUCAUCCUUUGCUCUAUAUACAGGCAUUUUACGCCUGUUUUGUUUUAAUAGUUUCCCUUCUUUCACUAAUCUUCUGGACAUAACCAGUGCCAUGGAUCAUAAAUAUUCUUGACAAAUAUUCUUGAGCAGGACUCAUUAUGUGCUGCAAGGAGGAGAUGGUAUUUCUGUAAUAUGGGGAAUUGAUAGGAAAUUUACAAAAAUGCCAAUUUCGCACUGAGAAGUUUUUGGCUGGUAUUUUACCAAUACCGUGGUUUAUUUUGUUGUAUUUAUGCACUACAAUGUGUGUGUGUGUGUGUGUGUGUGUGUGUGUGUGUGUGUAUGUGUGUGUGUGUGUGUGUGUGUGUGUGUGUUUUUUUUACCAAUAUGUUGUCGAAGGCAUAUUAAUACUAUCACUUGUUUUUGUACUCUGAUUUGAACUGCCUCAAAAUAAUUUUGAAACUAAAUUGAAUUGUAUGAAAUAAUCAUGAAACAAAACUGUGAUAAAUGUGUGACGGCUUACUGAUAUUCAUAAGGCCUAUUUUACUUGCUAAUGUCUAAAAUUAUUUUAGCACAAUUAACACUAUGUAUAUUCGUUUUAUUGCCAUAUUACUGUUUAAAUAGUAAUUUUUCUAACUGAAAUCUGUACUAACCUGAAAGUAUGUGUGUGUGUGUGUGUGUGUGUGUGUGUGUGUGUGGUGUGUGUGUGUGUGUGUGUGUGUGUGUGUGUGCGUGUGUAAAUGAGCAUCAGUAAAUCAUUGUGUGUAUGGAACAAAACUAUAUUUUAAAUAAUAAAAAUAGUCGUACUAUGA